GAAUCCAAUUCUUAUGAAAUCAGCAAUGGCACUUCGGAGGUUGGUGCCAAGUCCGACCCGAUUUCCCCGGCGACCACCAGUUUUGGCCAAUCGCAUCCAACGAUUCUCAUGCGAUGCCGGGUAUGCGGCGUAAGAAUGAGCAUCAUCAGUACCUACUUUCUUGCACAAGCUUCGUUUUGCUUUGCUUGUCUUUUCGGACUUUCUAAUACUGCCAUGGGACCACCUUCCUUCGCGUCCUUCAACUGUGCUACUGCUAUCCCGUUCAUUCCUGGGACCUGGUGUUGUUCUUGCAAAAGCAUCGUAUCUCAAAGACAGAAUGGCGGCGCCUGAUAUUGGCCAUUCUCAAGGACCAGUAUCUCUUGAUGCCAGUCUUGCACUCGAAGAUUCACAUCUGCCAGCCGAUGCAAAGCCAGGUCACCUCCCACAACA
Messenger RNA from Talaromyces proteolyticus, 429 nucleotides. RefSeq lists its product as uncharacterized. The transcript is spliced from 2 exons. NCBI's taxonomy places the organism in Eukaryota, Fungi, Ascomycota, Eurotiomycetes, Eurotiales, Trichocomaceae. Bases 109 to 330 code for a protein of 73 amino acids. The record is from RefSeq and is a predicted model, not a curated record.